UAUUUAUUAUUUAGUAUUUACAUAUCGAUGAAUAAGCUAUCGUGUUAUCCUGCAUGAACAUAAGUCAUCUCUCAUCAACGAGAUUCUUAUUUUUUUUUAAAUUAUUUAAAAUUUAAUUUAUGAAAAACUAGGCUAUUUGUUUUGUGUGUCAAAUCGUAAUGGUCGACCGUAUUUUUUCUGAAAGUUGAGUUAAAUUAUGUCAAAAUAUUCAUUAUUACAAAACAAAAUAAUAUAUCUUUUCGAGUUUGUGUUGAUAUUAUCAUAUACAAGUGCUUUCAAUGGUACUCUUCUACACGCAAUAAAUGGCAUAGUUAUACAAGACAAUUAUACAUACUAUUCGUUGGAAAACAGAGGCUAUAUUUCGGUUGUGUUGAUUUCAGUGUAAAUAGGAAGGUGAUGCUGACUUAUAUGUGUCACAACCUCACGUUUCAAAAUCUCCAACUUAUGAACCAGACACUUAUUGCCUUCAGUCGUCGACUUGUGGAAAUGACAUUGUUUAUAUACCUAAAUGGUUUAAACGACCGGUAUACAUAGGCAUAUACGGUCACCCAUCCAAUGAAAUUUCUAAGUAUACUUUAGAAAUUUAUCAAAAUAAAAUACCCGGAGAAGAGUUCAAUUUAAAUUUAUUUAAUUCUGAAGACGAAAAUGGAACUGUAUUAGUAAAUAACGCAGAAGAUGAUGAAUCUAAUAUAACGGAACAAGCUGAUCAAAUCACUUUGCCACUUCAAUUAAUUUGGAACUUUUUAAGUCUUGCUGUAGAAAUUGUAUUUUUAUAAACUAUUUGUAAUUUCUUUAAUAUAAUGCUUCCCUACGAAAAUCAAAUAUUUUUGGAUGUAUUGCACGAAGAUGGUCUUGUAAUAUGUGCAAAGGGCCUAGGAUUAGAAACUGUUAUCUUAAACAUUAUAAAAGUUUAUUGUGAUCCUGGUAACCUAGUAUUAGUGCUCGGUUCAUCUGCACCUGAAGAAGAUUAUUGGAUAAGUCAGUUAAACAAAGAAGGUGUUAAACCUUUACCUAAAGUAUUAUCUGCUGACACUUCAAUAAGUGAAAGGGAGAAACUUUAUCUUCAAGGUGGAGUGUUGUUUGUUUCAUCCAGAAUUGUUGUUGUUGAUCUUUUAAAACAAAGGAUUCCUACACCUCAAAUCACUGGAUUUUUAGUCUGUCGAGCUCAUAACAUCUUGGAGUCAUGUCAAGAAGCAUUUGCUUUAAGAUUGUUCCGCAUGGGAAAUAAAACAGGAUUUAUUAAAGCGUUUUCAGCGUCAUCACAAUCAUUUACCUAUGGAUUUACGCAGAUUGAACGAAUAAUGAAAACCCUCUUUGUUCCUAAAUUAUACUUAUGGCCAAGAUUUCAUCUUUCUGUUAAAUCAAGUUUAGAUAAUAUAAAGCCAGAAGUUAUAGAACUACACGUUGAAUUAACACCUGCAAUGAUUGAUAUUCAAACAUCUUUACUUGAUUUAAUAAACUUUUCUAUUAAAGAAUUGAAAAGACUUAACCCUUCAUUAGAUACAGAAGAAUUAACAGUAGAAAAUUGCCUAGCAAAAUGUUUUCAUAAAAUAUUACAAACACAACUUAACCCAAUUUGGCAUCGCCUUAGUUGUACGACUAGACAAUUGGUUUCUGAUCUUAAAGUAUUACGUAAUUUAAUGAUGUCUGUAACAACAUUAGACAGCGUUCGCUUUCAAUCAAUGUUAUCAAAUUAUUCAAAUGUCGAAUAUGCUCACCGUAGUUCAGGAUGGUUAUUACUUGAUGCAGCAGAAACAUUGUUUGUUACGGCUAAACGACGUUUGUUGAACUCAAAAAAAGAAAUUUCUCCUGAACCCAAUCCAAAGUGGGGUGGAUUAACUGAAAUUUUAAAAGAAAUUGGACAAAAUUCUAAAGAUAACGGUGAAGUUGUAUUAGUACUUGUUCAAUCUAUAGACACUUGUCGUCAAUUAAAAAAACUUCUCGUUAAAGGUGCAGAUGGACUAUUGUUAGAGUUAUACAAAAGACAUAUUAAAGAUAAACCAACUCUAUCAAAAGAUAAAACCUCUGGUAAAGAAGAUAUAGAAUAUGUUGCAGAAAAUAAAGAAGAUUUUAAUGAAGAUGAUGAAGCUUGUGAAAGUUUUAUGUUAACGCAGCAAAAAAAUGGCGAAGACAUUUUAACUUUUACAGAAUGCUCGGAAGAUACUCAUAAUGAUACAAUGAAAGAUCCGGUAAUUGUACUACAGCAGUAUAAAAAACACGGGGAUUUUUUGUCCCUGCCACGUGUAUUAAGAGAUUUACAACCCAAAUACAUUGUUAUGUAUGAUGCAAACAUGACAGCAGUUCGACAAAUUGAAGUGUUUCAAAACGCUGAUGCUAAACAAAAAUUAAUUGUUUAUUUUUUAAUAUAUGCUGGAUCUACCGAAGAACAAGCAUACUUAACAACUCUCAGAAGAGAAAAAUUACUCUUUGAUCAUUUAAUUAAAGACAAAGCUAUUAUGGUCAUACCUAAAGGUCAAGAUGGUAAAGACGAUGACUGUCCUGAGUUGUCUCGAGAUUUGGGUGUUCAUCCUUCAGAAUUAAUGGAAAAUGAAGAUAAGAUACAUAAACCGGGAGAGAAGGCUGUCCAAAAAGUAACACCUGUAAUCAUUGUUGAUAUGCGAGAAUUCAGAUCAGAUUUACCUGUUUUGCUUCAUCGUCGUGGUAUUGACAUUGAACCAGUGACUCUACAAGUGGGUGAUUAUAUUUUAACACCAGAAAUGUGUGUAGAACGAAAGAGUAUCGACGAUUUAAUUGGUUCACUAAAAAGUGGUAGACUUUAUCAUCAGGCUCUAAUGAUGUGUCGUCACUAUAAAAAACCUAUAUUACUUAUUGAAUUCGACCAGAAUAAACCAUUUGAUUUACAGGGAAACUACUACUUAAGUAAAGAUAUGACAACCAGUCAUCGAAAUGAUAUAACAUCUAAAUUGCAGUUAUUAACUUUACACUUUCCUAAACUUCGCCUGGUUUGGUCUCCUAGUCCUUAUGCCACUGCAGAACUUUUCCACGAACUUAAAGAAGGAAAAACACAACCAAUUUCAUCUGAAGCCGCUGUUAUUGGCUUAGAAGCUGGUCAAAAUUUUGAUGAAGAAGAGUAUAAUGCUGUUAUUAAAGACUUUUUGUGUAAAUUACCUGGAGUUACUACUCAAAACAUUUGUAGUAUAUUAGAUAAAGGAAAGUCAUUGCCUCAUAUGAUGAAUAUGUCCCAACAAGAAUUAAAGACUUUAUGCCGAAAUUCAAAUGAUGCAGACUUAUUGUAUAGUUCACUGCACACUAAAUUGAAUCCAUCCAAUGAACAACCUGGAUUAAAAGUUCAAGCUGGUAAAAUAUUCCGAGCAAAAAAGAAAUUCAAACAUUCAAAAUCUAAAUAAUACUAUAAUAAAAUAAUUUUUUUCUAUAAAUCAAUAUGUUUAAAUAUUAAGAAAUAUUUUUUUUCUGCAAAUUGUGUUAAUUUUUACUAUUUAAAUAAUUUGUGAACUACUAA
This is a messenger RNA of Adelges cooleyi (spruce gall adelgid), 3481 nucleotides long. RefSeq names its product deubiquitinase OTUD6B (gene mei-9). Gene Ontology annotation, molecular function: cysteine-type deubiquitinase activity; single-stranded DNA binding; single-stranded DNA endonuclease activity. Gene Ontology annotation, biological process: resolution of meiotic recombination intermediates; double-strand break repair via homologous recombination; nucleotide-excision repair involved in interstrand cross-link repair. The coding region runs from base 801 to 3368 and encodes 855 amino acids. The record is from RefSeq and is a predicted model, not a curated record. The transcript has 20 exons. NCBI's taxonomy places the organism in Eukaryota, Metazoa, Arthropoda, Insecta, Hemiptera, Adelgidae. Gene Ontology annotation, cellular component: nucleotide-excision repair factor 1 complex.